CCGUUCCAAUCCAAGUCGCUCUCUCGCAUCUCGCGCGCCUCGUGAACCAAUCCAAUCCCUAACCACGAUUAAAAGCAAGCAGCGCAGCCCACUCUCCCACCUGCGCUAAUUAAUCACGUCACGAGAUCCCCUUCUCCGCCCAUCCCUCCUCCGCCUCAGUCGCACGCCUCGGCGCCUCGCCUCGCCUCGCUCCCACCGCCACCGCCACUCGCGCGCCCCCCGCAGCGCCGGACCGGGCUCGCUUCCGCGCGGCCGUGCACCGGGGGACCGGGGGGAUAUCCCGCGGCGAGCCCCCGCCGCCCGCGCCACAGGGUGGCCUUGAAGGAUGAUAAUUGAAGCAAAAUGAUUCUAUAUUUCAACAUAUUUUGGAGAUGGAUGAUCUGCCAGGGGAUGAAGGGAGAUCCCAGACACAAUCUUCAGAUCCAAAUUGGCCCUCCCAUUUGGAUCACAAGUUCCAGUCCCUUUCCCUGACUAAACAGGAAAAUUUUUUGGAUUCUGCAUAUUCUUCCCUUGAUUCUAGGGAAGCUGGUCAUUCAUUGCAGGCUGCUCAGACAUUGUGGUCUACUGGAUCUCUAUCAGGUCCAAUACCCAAUGGUUUUUAUUCCAUUAUUCCGGAAAAGAGGCUCAAGGAGCGUUUUGACACCAUACCUUCUCCAGAUGACCUUUAUUCUCUUGGAAUAGAAGGAUUUAAGGCAGAGAUUAUCCUUGUGGACAUAGAAAGGGAUAAAAAGAUAUCUGCUUUAAAGCAGCUAUGCACAGCGCUGGUAAAAGGAUUGAAUUCAAAUCCUGCUGCCAUGAUAAAGAAGGUUGCAGGUUUGGUUUCUGACUUUUACAAGCGACCAAACCCGCAUCUCAGUCCUGCAAGAACUUCCUCCGAAGAACUUUCUCAUUUCUUAGAAAACAGGGGAGUUCAAUUUCUGGGACAGAUAAGACAUGGAUCAUGCAGGCCGAGAGCUAUAUUAUUUAAAGUUCUUGCUGACUCUGUUGGUAUAGACUCUAAACUGCUGGUGGGCAUUCCAAAUGAAGAACCUCAUGGUUAUGAUGAUUCGUCCAAACAUAUGUCUGUUGUGGUCACGAUGAAAUCUGCGGAGUUUCUAGUGGACCUGAUGCGUUUUCCAGGACAAUUAGUUCCAUUUUCAUCCAAGGCUGUCAUCACAUCCCAUAUAUCUGCGGCUGGAGAGAGCGAUUCAGUUGACUAUGAUUCCUGCGAUUCUCCUCUUGAACCGAACAGUCCCCUAUGUGCUCAACGGCAAGAGCAAGAUGACAGUAACAGAUCUUUUAAAGCCACCUCUCUAAGAAACAUCAUGCUCAAAUCAACAAAUUCUAUGGAGGGUAAAAUGAAGUGUUCAUCACAUAGUGACCCAAAUGUUGCCAACGCCUUCUAUGGUCGCAGUCGGAAGAAAGUUGUGGAUGAACAUCAAAGAACUGCAAGUUCAAGUCCAGAGCAUCCAUUGUCCAGAGUUCGUGGGCGCUCAAUGCUGGGUGACAAACAACAGGGUAACGGUGUAGCUGUGUCAAGGUCCGAUGGCGCAUCAACAUCAAAUGCACGUAUAGCACGGAGACGAAGUAUAAGUAUCACCCCUGAAAUCAGUGAUGAUAUUGUGAGGGCAGUUCGAGCAAUGAGUGAAAGUAUGAGACAGAAUCGCCUUUCAAGGGGGCAGAAUGAUGGUACUCUUGUAUCCUCAAAUGAUUCACAGAAACAUGAACCUUCUGGUGACCCCCAUGACGAUGAAGUAUCUACAAGACGACCAAGCGCACUGGAGGGUUUGAGAAGACAAAUUAAUAGUCAGAAAGCAGUGUCAUUACCUUCGUCACCCCAUAGGUCAAGUAUCCUUGCCUCUGACCUUAGGGGCCCAUCUGACUUCACAGAAGCUGAUCUGAUGUCAACCUGGAAUAAGGUUUUGCAGUCUUCACCAUUUCUGAACAAGCCUUUAUUGCCAUAUGAGGAAUGGUGCAUUGAGUUUUCAGAGAUUACUGUUGGUAUUCGUGUGGGAGUAGGGUUCUUUGGAGAAGUCUUUCGUGGCCUCUGGAAUGGAACAGAUGUAGCUAUAAAAGUAUUCCUGGAGCAAGAUUUGACAACAGAGAAUAUGAAAGAUUUCUGCAACGAGAUCUCAAUACUUAGCCGACUUCGACAUCCCAAUGUCAUACUCUUCCUUGGUGCAUGUAUGAAGCCUCCUCACUUAUCCCUAGUCACUGAGUACAUGGAAUUGGGUUCUUUGUACAGUCUGAUUCAUUCAAAAACGCACAAAACGAAGCUCCAUUGGAAAAGGAGGUUAAAGAUGCUCCGUGAUAUCUGUAGGGGCCUCAUGUGCAUGCACCGACUGAAGAUUGUUCAUCGUGAUCUCAAGAGUGCAAAUUGCCUUGUUAACAAAUACUGGACAGUCAAGAUAUGUGAUUUUGGGCUCUCUCAAAUAAUGUCAGAUUCUGCAAUGAAUGACAACUCACCUGCGGGGACUCCAGAGUGGAUGGCUCCUGAGCUCAUUCGCAAUGAGCCAUUCACAGAAAAAUGCGAUAUCUUCAGCUUUGGGGUUAUCAUGUGGGAGCUUUGCACUCUGAGUAGACCAUGGGAAGGAAUACCACCUGUUCAGAUCGUUUAUUCUGUUGCCAAUGAUGGGGCGAGACUGGAAAUACCAGAAGGACCUCUUGGAAGCUUGAUUGCGGAUUGCUGGGCAGAGCCGGAGAGGCGUCCAAGCUGCCAGGAGAUCCUGACUCGCCUUCUUGAUUGCGAGUAUACUCUAUGCUGAGAUUUUUGCCUCUAGUCUGUAUAGUGGUUUUAGGGGCACCAAAUUGGUCCGGCUUAUACAUGAAUUUUCAUUUCCCGUUUUACAUCAUUGAGGAUGUAAAUUAGAAAUAUAUACUAUAAUAAACAAACUUUUUGGUACCUCUUUAAUGCCACAUAUGAUUCCCUGAAAUUAAAGAUUUUUUUCCUGGAAAAA
Molecule: messenger RNA, 2936 nt
Organism: Panicum virgatum (switchgrass)
Lineage: Eukaryota; Viridiplantae; Streptophyta; Magnoliopsida; Poales; Poaceae
Product: serine/threonine-protein kinase EDR1-like
Exons: 17
Coding region: 372-2744 (790 amino acids)
Biological process (GO): protein phosphorylation
Molecular function (GO): ATP binding; protein kinase activity
Source: RefSeq, a predicted model, not a curated record